GGGAAAAGAAGGAAAGUGACGUAGUUUUGCUACGUGUCAGGAAGCUCUGUAGUCAACAUGGCGGCGCAGCAGGGAGAUGUGGAUGAACUCUUCGAUGUGAAAAAUGCUUAUUAUAUCGGCAGUUAUCAGCAGUGUAUUAACGAGGCUCAAAAGGUGAAGCCGUCAACACCCGAGAAGGAGACUGAAAGGGACAUGUUUCUGUACAGAGCAUACAUAGCCCAGAGGAAGUAUGCUGUUGUCCUGGAUGAUAUCAAGGCCAACUCUCCACCCGAGCUUCAGGCUGUCAGGAUGUUUGCUGAGUAUAAAUCCAAUGAAAGCAAAAGAGAUGCUAUUGUUGCUGAUCUAGACAAGAAGAUGGCAAAGAGUGUGGAUGCUACCAACACCACUUUCCUCCUCAUGGCUGCCUCCAUCUACUACCAUGAGAUGAACACGGAUGCUGCUCUCAGGACCCUGCACCAAGGAGAAAGCCUGGAGUGCAUGGCAAUGACCAUUCAGGUGUUGCUGAGUCUGGAUCGUGUUGACCUGGCGAGGAAAGAGCUGAAGAAGAUGCAGGAGCAGGAUGAGGAUGCUACUCUAACCCAGCUGGCCACAGCUUGGGUUAAUAUUGCUGUGGGUGGCGAGAAGCUGCAGGAUGCCUACUACAUUUUCCAGGAGAUGUCUGACAAGUACUCCUCUACACUGCUGCUCCUCAACGGGCAGGCGGCCUGUUACAUGGCACAGAACAAGUGGGAGGAGGCUGAGGGAGUGCUACAGGAGGCACUUGACAAGGACAGCAGUCACCCUGAGACGUUGAUCAACCUCAUCGUGCUGACCCAGCACCUGGGCAAAGCUCCUGAGGUAACCAACCGGUACCUCUCUCAGCUGAAAGAUGCACACAGAUCCCACCCAUACCUUAAAGAUUAUUUAGCCAAGGAGAAUGAGUUUGACAGACUAGUGAUGCAGUACGCUCCCACCGCCACAGCAUAAGACAUCUGCUUUCACUGUAACACCUCAAUUAUGAACCAUAAAUUCUCUAUACUCUGUCUUUCUAACCUGCAUACCUGCAUUUGUUUAUUUUAACUUGUAAGAAAAAGUGUGUUUAAUUGAAGCUUUGGCUGUGUUAUUUGAACCAGAUCAGAUUCUGUCAGCCUUUAGUAUCCAUUCUUUAUAAAUCUGCAUUUCUCCUAUGGAAACAACACAUAAGUUUAAUGUAAACAUUCCUCUGAAAUGAUAAUAAAUGUUUAAUACCUGU
Micropterus salmoides (largemouth bass) is the source of this 1231-nucleotide messenger RNA. Its product is annotated as coatomer subunit epsilon-like. Lineage: Eukaryota; Metazoa; Chordata; Actinopteri; Centrarchiformes; Centrarchidae. Gene Ontology annotation, cellular component: COPI vesicle coat. Gene Ontology annotation, molecular function: structural molecule activity; protein binding. The transcript is spliced from 10 exons. The coding region runs from base 58 to 966 and encodes 302 amino acids. Gene Ontology annotation, biological process: endoplasmic reticulum to Golgi vesicle-mediated transport; retrograde vesicle-mediated transport, Golgi to endoplasmic reticulum; intra-Golgi vesicle-mediated transport. The record is from RefSeq and is a predicted model, not a curated record.